Paraphaeosphaeria sporulosa is the source of this 1128-nucleotide messenger RNA. RefSeq lists its product as uncharacterized. Bases 91 to 996 code for a protein of 301 amino acids. The transcript is spliced from 3 exons. The record is from RefSeq and is a predicted model, not a curated record. Lineage: Eukaryota; Fungi; Ascomycota; Dothideomycetes; Pleosporales; Didymosphaeriaceae.
UUCUGUCUGGCCCGUCUCAUACCAUCCAGAAGCUGGAGAAACACAAGUAUUGAUAGAUUGGUGCUUUGAGGAUCCUUGCGACCCCUCGCUAUGUGUCUAAGCGCCCUGUUCGCAGGAUCUGGCAAGAAGCGCAAGAGUGCUGGAUCAAGUUCAAACGAAAAGAGACGGAGUGAACCGCGCGAUCAGCGACGCUAUGAAAAGAUACCGGUCGUCGCAGAAGUGGCAGAGCGCAAAUGGGCAGAGCGACCCGACAUGAAGCGAUCCAAAGACAUACACAGCAGACUAGAUCACCAUACGCGCCCACAAUACUCAUACACCCAGAACAGCGGGGCUAGCCGUAGACCUACUUUAGCCGUCAAUGUACCACCAAUGUGGCACCGACGCGCCGGCUCUACCAGCAGCAACUCCUCGGAGGAAAUGCUUCUGAAUCCGCGCCCCGAUAGACCUGCGGCAAAUGACAGGAGGCAUCGCCACGCCAAACACACUUCGCAGUCAACUCUCAGAGGUCGAGGCGCGAAACGCCAGCGCACUACAGAUUCUCGUGAUGAUCACAUCUCCUCCCACUCUUCGCCGAAGACCCCUAAAAAGAAGGCUCCGUCCCGCACAGUGGAAAACUCAUCGCGCAGCAACCGCUCCUCGCGCCAACAUCAAUACCACGCCCACCCCUCUGAACCACAGCCCUCCCCGUCUCGCUCCAGACGCCACCAUUCCCAGGUCUCACACCAUCACUCUGCCCGCGCAAACACAGCCGCGCGCCGCGACCCGUCCGACGACCGCCGCUUUGCAGUGCUAGCCGCUACAAACACGGCUCUGGAACACCUCCGACGUGAGGCCUUUGCGCAGCCCUCCCCUCCACCUCCACCACGUUUAAGGAGGUAUCAAGGUGUGCAGAUCCCUGCGUCAAGUGUUCCGUUUGCGUGGGACUGCAUCAGCUCGCAGACGCACAGUUCGGCGAGGCACGACGAGGGGAGUAGUCGCCAGAGACGGAGGAGGUGACGUGAGGCUGGAGCCGAUGUUCAGAGUUGAUACGCGCGACGCAUUCUGGUUGAAGGAGCUCAUAUGGACGUCGAUUUCACGGUGCGCAUUUUAUGGCGUUUGGUCUGCACAACAGACAUUUUGUAGCAAGCA